AAAGACGACCAGGGAACACAGCAUUACUGAGAGUCACAAUGGAAAACUCGAAAAAGAUAAAGGUCUGAUCCGGGACAGCUGGGAGAGUCUGGGGAAGAACAAGGUGCCACAUGGAAUUGUUAUGUUCACGAGGUUAUUUGAGCUGGAUCCAGCACUUCUUACUCUCUUCAGCUACAGCACAAACUGUGGGGAUGCACCUGAAUGUCUCUCCAGCCCAGAGUUCCUCGAGCACGUCACCAAGGUGAGGCCAGAGGUCAACUGUACAACUGGUGAAGUAAAAGUGCAGGAACCUUCUUUUGGGCAGUUUCUCAAUACAUUUUCUUAUGCGAUCUUGUGUCCUUGUGUUUUCGCUCUACAUCAUUAUUAACCGCCAAUGUUCAAUUCUAAUU
Messenger RNA from Carassius carassius (crucian carp), 389 nucleotides. Its product is annotated as neuroglobin-like. The annotation marks the transcript as partial. The record is from RefSeq and is a predicted model, not a curated record. Gene Ontology annotation, molecular function: heme binding; oxygen binding. The transcript is spliced from 2 exons. NCBI's taxonomy places the organism in Eukaryota, Metazoa, Chordata, Actinopteri, Cypriniformes, Cyprinidae.